UCACCCGGCCUCAGCGCGCGUCCCUUCUUGACGUCUCCGUCUGGGUCCAAGCGCCCGUCGACAUCAGGAACCCUCCAAGCGCCUUCCUUACCUCCUUGCUCUCUUCCCUGCCUCUUUCUUUAUGUGCAAAACUCAGGUGGAACGGAGCGGCGGAGCCUCGGGUUUUCCAGGGGGAAGUGGCGGCGCGGUUGCACUUGUUCGGAGGAGAGGGGGUGUUGUUGUCUGUUUGUUGUGAGUGGAGCGGCUGAAAGGAAAGAAUCAUGAGUGAAUUUCGAAUCCAUCAUGAUGUGAAUGAACUGAUCAGUUUGCUUCGUGUUCGUGGUGGUGAUGGAGCUGAAGUGUACAUUGAUCUCCUUCAAAAAAAUAGAACUCCAUACGUCACAACUACUGUGUCCUCCCAUAGUGCAAAGGUAAAAAUAGCUGAGUUUUCAAGAAGUCCUGAAGAAUUUCUUAGGAAGUAUGAUGAACUGAAAUCAAUAAAUGUACGGAAUGUGGAUCCAUUGGUUUACCUGUUAUCAAAGCUUACUGAAGAUAAAGAGACUCUGCAGUACUUGCAACAGAAUGCUAAGGACAGAGCAGAACAUUUAUCCAAUGCUUUAGCUAGCAGUAGUACAACAUUCAGCGUCCCAACGACGACUGCCAAACUCUCGAUACAGGAGCUUGAAGAACUUCGAAAACAGCUCGGUACUGUCACUACUACUACAAAUUCACAGCAGCCACUUGAAGUAGUCCGAAAGCUCCUUCGUGACAAGCAUAACAAGAGAAAUCCAGGGCUGAUAAUUCCACAUUUCCCUCCAUGGGUGUAUGAAAGGCCAGCCCUUCUGGGAGACUUUAUAAACAGCUCCAGUCCAAUCACUGAGACAGUAGUCUCUAUAGGAACGUUAGCUCUUCCUGCACAAGAACAAAUGAUAGUUGAAGAUUUGCUGUACGUUUUGAUUGGAGUAGAUGGGAAGUACAUCACAGCACAACCGUUAAUGGGAAGGCAGAGUCGAUCCUUUACUGUUGAUCCCACAUUGGACAUGUCUGUUAAAGAACUUGUAAAUAGGAUCCUUCCAAUAGCAGCCAGCUACUCCUCUGUCACCAGGUUCAUUGAAGAUAAGUCCUCCUUUGAGCAUGGUCAAGUAAACCAUGCUUUGGCUGCAGCAAUGCGGACACUUGUGAAGGAGUACAUGAUCCUCGUGACACAACUGGAACAUUUACAGCGACAAGGGCUGCUCUCAUUACAAAAACUUUGGUUUUAUGUCCAGCCAACUAUAAGAACAAUGCAGAUCUUGGCUUCAAUAGCUACUUCUGUGGAGAAAGGAGAAUGCAUGGGGGGUUCAACGCUAAGUGUACUCCAUGAUCGGACGUUUAACUACACAGGAGACAGUCAGGCACAAGAGCUGUGUCUCUACCUGACUAAAGCAGCCAGUGUUCCAUACUUUGAAAUUUUAGAGAAGUGGAUCUACAGGGGAAUCAUACAAGAUCCUUACAGUGAAUUCAUGGUGGAAGAACAUGAAUUGCAAAAAGAGAAAAUUCAGGAGGAUUACAAUGACAAGUACUGGGAUCAGAGGUACACCAUCAUCCAGCACCGAAUCCCUUCGUUCCUGCAGAAGUUAGCUGACAAGAUACUGAGUACAGGAAAAUAUCUUAACGUCGUUCGAGAAUGUGGUCGUGAUGUGACCUGUCCCGAUGCCAAGGAAGUGAUCUAUACUCUGAAGGAAAGAGCAUACGUGGAACAAAUUGAAAAAUCUUACAACUAUGCCAGCAAAGUUCUAUUAGACUUCUUAAUGAAGGAUAAAGAACUCCUGGCACGACUCAGGUACAAGGCCUCAAAUCAUUUAUUGAAAAAGGAAAUUUUUUUUAUGUUGGUUGCCUAUGGUAUUUGA
Messenger RNA from Rhincodon typus (whale shark), 1868 nucleotides. RefSeq names its product tubulin, gamma complex associated protein 2 (gene tubgcp2). The coding region runs from base 261 to 1868 and encodes 535 amino acids. The transcript has 10 exons. Gene Ontology annotation, cellular component: centrosome; gamma-tubulin small complex; spindle pole. Gene Ontology annotation, biological process: mitotic cell cycle; cytoplasmic microtubule organization; spindle assembly. The record is from RefSeq and is a predicted model, not a curated record. NCBI's taxonomy places the organism in Eukaryota, Metazoa, Chordata, Chondrichthyes, Orectolobiformes, Rhincodontidae. Gene Ontology annotation, molecular function: microtubule minus-end binding; gamma-tubulin binding.